Carica papaya (papaya) is the source of this 2712-nucleotide messenger RNA. Its product is annotated as protein RETICULATA-RELATED 6, chloroplastic-like. The record is from RefSeq and is a predicted model, not a curated record. Lineage: Eukaryota; Viridiplantae; Streptophyta; Magnoliopsida; Brassicales; Caricaceae.
AAAUCAUUUGUAGUGCAGCUCUCUUCUCUCUUCUCUCUCUCUCUCUCUCUCUCUCUCUCUCUCUCUCUCUUUGUGGAGGUGCUGCCAUGUAAUGGAGCGGUUAUAGCGUUCCAGACCUGGAAACAAUAUGAAGCCGCACCACCAUGCGCCGGCGCUUUUAAAUUCCAGUUCCGGACCAGCAUGUCCAUGCUCCACUCUCCAUACCAAGAGCAACCAUCCUUCAAUUCGGCGCCGUUUUGGCCAUCGGCACCCAUUCCUUACCAACCACCAGCAACUCUCCUUGGGAAAUUCCCGCCAAUUCAAUCUCUCCCUUAGCUCCCGCCGCUCUAAUCUUCCCCGCUGCUCCGCCAAUGUUGAUUUCGAUCAGAAUCGAGCCGCUUGGACGCGCCGGGCCGUCCUGCUCGCUCCUCCGUUCCUAGCAACCGCCACGUGGUUGUUGGGGCCGGCGAGCUCCUCGGCGGAUGGUGAGAGCUCCUUGACCCCAGUGGUGAAUGUUCCAGUGAGUCCUCCGAAGGAGGAGGUAAUUGCAUCGAGAAUCUAUGACGCGACGGUGAUUGGGGAGCCGAUGGCGCUGGGGAAGGACAAGAGCAAGGUGUGGGAUAAGCUGAUGAAUGCGCGAGUGGUUUACCUCGGCGAAGCCGAGCAGGUCCCAAUCAAGGACGACAAGGAGCUUGAGCUGGAGAUAGUCAGGAACUUGAGGAAACGAUGCAUUGAGAGUCAGAGGCGGCUUGCCUUGGCCAUGGAGGUUCCUUGUGAUUUGCAACAGCUCCUCGAUGAAUACAUGGAGAAAAAGAUAGAUGGGGAAACCCUGAAGUCUUUCAUGUCGCAUUGGCCGACAGGACGCUGGGAGGAGUAUGAGCCUCUCUUAAGUUAUUGUCGUGAUAAUGCCGUCCGUCUUGUUGCUUGUGGUGCUCCACUCUCGGUCGUGAGGACUGUCCAAGCAGAGGGUAUUCAUGGCCUCUCAAAGGCUGACCGCAAAGCAUACACUCCUCCAGCUGGUUCGGGCUUCAUCUCAGGCUUUACUUCUCUGUCACGCAGAUCAUCAAUUGAACUGAAUUCUCCUUCUCAGAUUGUUCCAUUUGGGCCAAGCUCAUAUUUAUCUGUGCAAGCAAGGGUAGUUGAAGAAUAUACCAUGUCCCAGAUUAUUUUGCAAACAGUGGCAGGUGGAGGAGCAAAUGAUAUGUUAGUAGUGGUGACGGGUGCAAGCCAUGUUGAAUGUGGAUCUAGAGGGACUGGUUUGCCCGCAAGAGUUUCAAACAAGAUGCCAAAGAGAAACCAGGUUGUUAUAUUACUUGAUCCCGAAAGACAAGACAUACGAAGGGAGGGAGAAGUUCCUGUUGCUGAUUUCUUGUGGUAUUCUGCUGCCAGACCUUGCAGCCGAAAUUGUUUCGACCGAGCUGAAAUUGCUCGAGUAAUGAAUGCAGCAGGCAGAAGGCGAGAUGCUCUACCUCAGGACCUUCAGAAAGGACUAGAUCUCGGUUUAGUAUCGCCUGAGGUACUGCAGAAUUUCUUUGACCUGGAGAAAUAUCCUAUUAUUUCAGAGCUUACUCAUCGCUUCCAGGGUUUCAGGGAAAGGUUGUUGGCAGAUCCCAAAUUCUUGCAGUUAGCUAUAGAAGAAGCUAUAUCAAUAACAACUACCCUCCUUGCACAGUACGAGAGGCGUAAAGAAAAUUUCUUCGAAGAACUUGACUAUGUUAUUACUGACACUCUUAGGGGAACAGUUGUUGACUUUUUUACCGUUUGGCUUCCUGCCCCAACUUUGUCAUUCCUUUCACAAGUUGAUGAAAUAAGUGUGUCUGAUAAUAUGGAUGCCCUAAAAGGUCUACUUGGGUCCAUCCCAGAUAAUGCAUUUCAAAAGAAUCUUGUUGGAAGGGAUUGGAACCUCAGUCACAGAUUUGCUUCAGUGUUUGUUGGUGGUUUGAAACUUGCUGGUGUUGGAUUUGUUUCCAGCAUUGGUGCUGUUGCCUCAUCCAAUAUGUUGUACACUGUACGCAGAUUAAUCAAUCCCGAGUUUGUUACUAAACAACAAACUAAAAGAUCACCAAUAUUUAAAACGGCAAUUAUUUACGCAUUCUUCCUUGGAACAUCUGCAAAUCUCCGUUAUCAGAUUAUUGCCGGAAUCAUAGAGCAUCGCUUUUCGGACUUGUUUUCUUCCCAAGCUUUACUUGUAAAUAUGCUGUCCUUUGUUGCUCGAACAGUUAACUCCUACUGGGGAACUCAGCAAUGGGUUGAUCUUGCACGCUUUGCUGGACUUCAAUCUCGGAAGGAUGAUACAGCUUCUUAUCAAAGUCCAGAUUGUCCAAACCAUGCUGCAGUACAAUGCAACACCUCAGAAGAAACUACUAUUGAUGAUAUCGAUAAUCAAUGAGAAUCUAUAGACCUCAACAAACAGCUUCCCGUUAUUGGCCACGCGGAGGCCCCAGAUGAGCUUUUUUGAUGUUUCUAUAGUAGAGGAUGUGAAAGGCAAGGAUAUACAUAUAUAGAAAAUGAAGGGAACAAGGAGGGUUACCCCCAACUUCCAGUUCAGAAAGGAUAUAGUAAAUGCCAAUCGAUGAAUACAUGAGAUUUUGUUUUGGGACCAUUUCACUAAUGGAUUACACAGAUGUUAUAGUUAUCAUUGAAUUGAUUUAUGUGAGUUCCCUUUCUCUUGGUAACUUUUUCCAAUCUAAACAUUUUGGUGUCUCCUAAAAGCUACUGUUUCAUGAGAGAAAA